AUGCAGUUGACGGUCCACCAGGAUGACGCUAAUAUGCUCCUUAGCGAGAAAAACAUCCUCUCGGAGCCUGUGUUGGACAAAUACAGAACAGCAGGACAAAUUGUGCAGACGACCCUCAAGUACUUGAUCCAGCUCAUCAACGACUCGUACCACUUGGGCAAAACUGAAAGACCAUAUAGUUUGCAAGAGCUUUGCGUUCUCGGAGACUCGAUGACCCUGAAAUUGCUCAAUAAGUCGUAUACGAAUACGGACAAAGUCAGAGAGAAAGGUUUGGCCCAUCCAGUGACAAUAGAUGUGAACGAGUAUGUGGCCAACGUGUCUCCCGAGUUGGACUUGCAGCAGCAUUACACUUUUUCGCCAGGCGACGUGGUAACGAUUUCUACAGGUGCCCAUAUUGACGGGUACACGGCGUUGGUGUCUCACACAGUGGUGAUUUACCCUCCGGGCGUGAUGAUCGACAACCAGUUAAAACCCGAGGGACCACUUUUGGGCCCUAAAGCUGACUCCAUGGUGGCAUCAUAUAUUGCUACAGAAGCUACCGUUGCUCUUUUGGGGCUUGCAUUGACGCCGGAGAAGCUUUCUGUGGUUCCAGGGUUGAAUGGUGCAUCCAACAUCACAGGUGCUCAUAUUAGAGAACUUGUCGAUGGCAUUGCCGAGAGUUUUGGAUGUGUGGUUGUACCCGGUUCCAAGGUGAGAAGAAUCAGAAGGUUUUUGGCGGGCCAGGCUGAAGGUAUCGUUGCAGAGAGAGAUUUUAAGGGUGUAGUGUGGAGUGAAAGUGACCAAGAAACCAAUCUCUUAAAGAAGACCACUAACGACCAGUCGUUGAUUGUUCACGACAAUAAGGAGGCUGCACACUCUACACAGACUUCCCUGGCCAUCCCGUCUGACGAGUUUGUUAUUGAGGCUGGCGAAGUGUACAACAUAGACAUAAGAAUGUGUUCGGUCAGAAACCUUGAGAAAGGGUUGGUCACCUUGGAGGAUGUGGACGACUACAAAAAUGAGAUGGCUAGGCAGACAAUUCAUAUCCGUGAUUUUGCCAUCACUCACCUGUUGAAGUUGAAGUCUGCCAGAAAGCUUCUUAACGCUGUGGACAAAAACUUCUCCGUUUACCCAUUCAAGCUUACGUAUAUGUGCGAGUCCUUCCCCGUUGACCAUGAGUCUGGUGACGCUGUGAAGCAGCUAGAGGAAAUCAAGAAGGAGAUUAAGGUCCACAGAUUGGGUCUUAGCGAAUUGAGCAACAGAUACUUGACCAGAGCCAAACCAGUGCAAAGAGUGAAGCUGAUUCCUUUACUGAAGAUUCUCACCACAGACAACAAGACGGGUAGACACGGCAUUGACGCUACCAAAUUGACUCUACCUGGCAGAGAAGUGCCGUUGCCGGCUUUGGGAGUCAGUGCGCUCAAAUUGAAGUCUCUUUUGAAGCAUGGCUCGAUUGCUGAUGCUAUUUCCAGAGAGUCUACCACCAUUGUGUUGAAUAACGCCUCAUCGAACAAUGUUGUGCGUUUGACAGGAGGUAAUCAAGCAUUCAAGCCCUCGUGGGUUCACUCGCAGUUCCAAGUUGGUGGCCUCAUCCAGCCAACCGUGGAGGCCUUGAGCCAGUUGGUGCAAGACAGCAGGUUUGGUAUCAAGAUUAAGGAGAUACAGCCGUACAAGUUGAACGAGGAGGUGUUGCAUUUGACCGAGACGAUGCAGUUGGACUAG
This is a messenger RNA of Candidozyma auris, 1701 nucleotides long. RefSeq lists its product as uncharacterized. Lineage: Eukaryota; Fungi; Ascomycota; Pichiomycetes; Serinales; Metschnikowiaceae. Bases 1 to 1701 code for a protein of 566 amino acids. The transcript has a single exon. The record is from RefSeq and is a predicted model, not a curated record.